Daldinia childiae is the source of this 843-nucleotide messenger RNA. Its product is annotated as 4-hydroxybenzoate polyprenyltransferase, mitochondrial. Lineage: Eukaryota; Fungi; Ascomycota; Sordariomycetes; Xylariales; Hypoxylaceae. The transcript has a single exon. Gene Ontology annotation, cellular component: mitochondrial inner membrane. Gene Ontology annotation, biological process: ubiquinone biosynthetic process. The coding region runs from base 1 to 843 and encodes 280 amino acids. Gene Ontology annotation, molecular function: 4-hydroxybenzoate polyprenyltransferase activity. The record is from RefSeq and is a predicted model, not a curated record.
AUGGCAGCUCCGCUCGCUACCCCUAUGGCCACCCCAUUGUCCGUCGUUGGUACCGCUGCUCUCUUCUUCACCGGUGCCCUUGUCAUGCGUGGUGCCGGCUGCUCCAUCAACGACCUCUGGGACCAGAACUUAGACAAGCACGUAACGCGGACGCGGCAUCGGCCCCUAGCACGAGGCGCCAUCACGCCCUUCAAAGCCCUAGCAUAUACAGGCGCGCAGCUCCUGACUGGCCUUGGGGUCUUGCUGCAAUUCCCGACCUCAUGCCUUUUCUAUGGUAUUCCCAGCUUGAUAUUUGUGGCUUCAUAUCCUCUCGCAAAGCGCGUGACGUAUUAUCCACAGUUCGUCCUGGGCCUGACCUUUUCCUGGGGCGCCAUUAUGGGCUUUCCUGCUCUGGGGGUAGACUUGUUGUCGAAUAGUGCCGCUAUGAGUGCCGCUGCCCUACUUUACGCAAGCAAUAUAUCCUGGACUGUACUGUACGAUAUGAUCUACGCGCACAUGGACAUCAAGGAUGAUGCCAAAGCAGGCAUCAAGAGCAUUGCUCUCAAGCAUGACGCUGAUACAAAGAAAAUCCUGUCCGGGUUAGCGGUAGUACAGAUAGGUCUUCUUGGAGCCGCCGGCAUGGCAGUAGGCGCCGGACCAGCUUUCUUCAUUGGGAGCUGCGGUGGCGCUGCUCUGACAUUGGGCUGGAUGAUAAAGAGGGUAAAUCUCAAGAACGUGAAGGACUGCUGGUGGUGGUUUGUCAAUGGAUGCUGGAUCACUGGAGGCGCGAUCAGUCUCGGUCUUGGGGUUGAUUACCUGUUAAAAUACGCUGAAGACGACAAGACACAGUCUUUAGAGAAUUAG